CCAACGCGCUGCUCGUAGAAAGGACGUCUGCGCACUAAGGCACUCGGAUCCAAGUUUGGAGCUUUUAGCUGCCAGUCCUGGCCCAUCAUGUAGGUGCAGCAGAGCCUUCCUUACCAUUGCAAUAGGGGGUGAAAACCCACUUUGCAAUCUGUUUUGCAAGGUGUGCAAUUGCAGUUCCUUCCUCUGCAAGGAGAUCUGCUGCAGGGAGUCAGAAAAACUCCAGUUGCAUGAAGACUGAGCGCUUGCAGUUUUCAUCUUUGUUGCAAAACUAGCUACUGAAGAGAGAAGGCAAAGUCUUUUGUGUUCCCCUCCCCCAUCAAAGCAGAGGGGAAAAUGUCUCAGCCGAGAGGCAGGAAGAAAAAUCCAGGGCUGAAAAUUCCUAAAGAAGCAUUUGAACAACCACAGACGAGCUCUACGCCACCUAGAGAUUUGGACUCCAAAGCCUGCAUCUCCAUUGGCGACAAGAACUUUGAAGUCAAAGCUGAUGACCUGGAGCCGAUAUCAGAACUGGGCCGCGGUGCAUAUGGCGUGGUAGAGAUGAUGAGGCACAUGCCCAGUGGGCAAAUUAUGGCCGUGAAGCGAAUCCGAGCGACAGUGAACAGCCAGGAGCAGAAGAGACUGCUGAUGGACCUGGAUAUCUCCAUGAGGACAGUAGACUGCCCCUUCACUGUAACUUUUUACGGUGCACUGUUUCGUGAGGGAGAUGUUUGGAUUUGCAUGGAAUUGAUGGACACUUCACUGGACAAGUUCUACAAGCAAGUCAUUGACAAAGGAUUGACGAUUCCUGAGGACAUCUUAGGAAAAAUAGCCGUCUCAAUUGUGAAAGCGUUAGAGCACCUACACAGUAAGCUGUCUGUAAUUCACCGAGAUGUCAAGCCCUCAAACGUACUGAUCAACACACUGGGACAGGUGAAAAUGUGUGACUUUGGAAUCAGUGGUUACCUCGUUGACUCCGUGGCCAAGACGAUGGAUGCUGGCUGCAAGCCUUACAUGGCACCUGAAAGAAUCAACCCAGAACUAAACCAAAAGGGAUACAGCGUCAAAUCCGAUAUUUGGAGUCUGGGAAUCACUAUGAUUGAACUGGCCAUUUUGCGGUUUCCGUACGAGUCCUGGGGGACGCCAUUCCAGCAGCUCAAACAGGUGGUGGAAGAGCCAUCGCCUCAGCUCCCAGACACCUUCUCUGCAGAGUUUGUUGAUUUUACCUCACAGUGCUUGAAGAAGAAUUCCAAAGAGAGGCCAACAUACCCUGAACUAAUGAAACACAGUUUCUUCACCCUGCACGAAUCCAAAGAGACAGACGUGGCUUCUUUUGUCAAACUCAUCCUGGGGAACUGAGAAAUGGACUUGUACAUGAUUUUACCCUUCUGUGGACUGGUGGGCUUUAGGAGGAGGGGCACGUGGCAGGGCAGCCCUCAUCGGAGAACCAGUAGGAGAACCUGCCACUGGCCAAUUUUUGUUUUUUUUAAUUAUUAUUAUUAUUAAUAUUAUUAUUAUUGCUAAAGUCCUAUCAUCAUCCUCUUGAAGGUUUUUAUUUUUAUUUUUUAAAGGGUUCCUUGGUAACCAUAGUUACUUAGAAUGAACUGGUUAGUGAAAUGAAUUUUAAUAAGGUUGUCAACUGUAAACGAACAAAAAUUUAAAAGAGUGAUUGAAAUGACGACAGUCGCAAGUUCUGUUAGCGUCGCCUCAGUCCCCCCCCCCUUUCCUCAUGUUCCCUGUCAGACCAGAUUUGCUUUUGUUUAUGGUAAUAGGUGCUACGGUAGUUAUGAAGUUCUAUAUGUAGAGUUAUAUUUUGUCCCUACCAUUGUUUUAAUAUUUAUGUUAAGUGCUUGAUUUUAAUAGAACCUUUUUUUUUGUUAUUAUGUGAGAGUUGGAAGGUGGGGGGUGAUGACAGCUGCAACAGCUAAAGCUACAAAGAUUAGUAUUUAUAGGGCUUUGCUGGGAAACAGAGGAGGAGAAAGCAUGGGCCAUAUAGAUAAAUAUUAUAUAUAUGUAUAGGGUGGAAGACUAAUUUAAUUUCAAUGAAGAGUUUGGCUUCUAUGUUAGGCAGCCCACUGAUGCCUGAGAAGGCUUGCAUCCUUCUUUAGGAGGUGCCCAGAGACGGCAUUGUUCUUGCACAAACAUCAAGAGGAUGCAAAAACAUUGCUGUGGUGGCUUCUUAUUCCAUUGCUUUGGUUAUCCCUCCAAUGAAUAAUUAUAUUCUGAAGUGCGAGAUAUCUCACACAUUGACUGUUGGCUAAGCAAUGGUGAAUCAAUCACCUUAUGACCUACAGCCAGUGCCCUCUCUGUUGGCUGUAAGUCAUGGGCCAAUGCAUUUGACUGAAGAGAAGGUGAUGCCCUGAAGGAAAAUGGAACUUAGAGGGAUGCAGCUCUUGACGAGGAUGCAAAAGCCAGGGGCUGGGGCCAGUCAGUUUUGCACUGCUCGUUUUUAUACUGGCAGGAGUAUUCCUUUUUUUUUUUUUUUUUUUUGGUCUCAAACACUCACACGUCAUACACAAAUUGCCACUUCAUUGCUCAUCUCCCACCAACCCCCUCACAACUUUUCACUUUUUCUGGAUGCUUAACUUGCGCAAGACCCACCCCUACACGUCUAGCACAGGCUCAAACAGUGUUUCUGUCUGAAAAGCAUAGCAAAACCAAGUGAAUAGGAGUUGGACAACAAGUGUUGCACCCCUCAUCUUAAUUUGUUGCUGUGACCAUUAUUAUUAUUGUUGUUUUCAAAAAAACACUCUUUUGGUCAAACAGUACUGACUUGAGUGACUUAAGGCCUAGUGGUAACUGUUUCUGGAAUUGCCCAAGGCCUUCUUCCACCUUGACCUGCCCUUAGUCACAGCUUUGUUGUUAUGGCGGUUUGCAUGGCCACCUAAUCUCCAUUCAAUAUAUCCUGUAGCAAGGCCACAGGGGUCUUAUCUGAUGGAGGCUGUUGCAGUUCUGUCAAGAACUCUUUUGCUCCUGAAGCGUUUCCAUUUCCUGAACUAAACCAUGGCAGCGUUCACAAUGGGUGAGGAAUGCUGUACUGCCGGUUUGGUGUUGAGGGAGAAAGUUAACGUUCUUGCUAGUGCUUUGUCCUUUCACUUGGGACACACUACUUCUGCGCCUGAGUUCAAACACGGGGGCAUCAGUGUGGAGGAGCUCAGAAUUCAGACAAGUAGCCACACCAGGUGAAGACCCAAAGCGUCAGUGUUUGCCGUGUCGAUUUUGUUCACAGAACUUGCCGUCCUGUUCUCCUGCAGUCCACAUUUUACAACGCAACCGGUCGUUGGUGCGUACGCCGAUUGGAAACCAUUCAGGAGACAUUUGACUGCAGACAAAACACUAAAGUGGGCUCGCAUUUCUUUGUAAUCUUAAAGGCCUAGAAAGGCUUGUAACCUGCUCCUAGUUUUCCAUUUUAUGUGCAUGCUUCCCUCCCCCUCGCUUCCAAUUCCCACCCCUCCCCAUUGAUUCUGAGCUGCUUUGAUUGAUUGUCUGCAGCUGCAGCUGCAGCUCAGCCAGCCAGUUUUUAGAACUGGUUCCAGCAUCAAUUCUCACUUUGAAAAACAUGACAUUUAAAACCAGCUUUUUGGUUUUCCUACAUAUGGAUCUGAUGCUUGCUGUAGAGAUUGUUUUUGCUGCUUUCCUCUUGGAAUAGAAGACUCGUUUGGACACCACAUCCUCUUGACCUCAGAACACCUUUAUUUGAGUGCUGUGGUAACAGACAGGCUGGAUUUACGAGAUAGGAUCAGUGUUAAUAGCCGAUAUUAAUAUCCUCAUUGGUUUCCUAUAGUAGAAUGCCAGUGCUGUCUACAGCAAGUCAGUUUAGAAAGGAUUAUUGCACUGUGAAUCAACACUACAUGCCUCGGGCUUUAUUUUAGGAAUUAAAAUGUGGAGUCUAAGUUCCUUAAUCACUUAGGUGCUUUUGAGUUUUUUUUGUCAACUCUUGUCUCUAUAUAAUUUGUCCUUUGGCAGGUACAUAGACCUCUAUCGAGUCUUAGAAUAAAGCACACCCAGGUUAUUUCCCCCUUCCGAUCAAAACUGCAAA
Messenger RNA from Podarcis raffonei (Aeolian wall lizard), 4015 nucleotides. RefSeq names its product mitogen-activated protein kinase kinase 6 (gene MAP2K6). Gene Ontology annotation, biological process: protein phosphorylation; MAPK cascade. Gene Ontology annotation, molecular function: MAP kinase kinase activity; ATP binding. Bases 334 to 1335 code for a protein of 333 amino acids. The transcript is spliced from 12 exons. NCBI's taxonomy places the organism in Eukaryota, Metazoa, Chordata, Lepidosauria, Squamata, Lacertidae. The record is from RefSeq and is a predicted model, not a curated record.